AGCACUGUCUAACCAAUUACCCUGUAAAAAAAUAGCAAUAUUCCCAACUCCAUAUCGCAGGCAAGGAUGUGGACUGUCCCUUCCUGUUUUAGUGCUGAGAGAGCCACCGUACCGACUCACACUGGAGCAGGAAUACAGACACUCACAACGCGAUUAUGUCGGGAUUUUUGCCCCGCUUGUCCACCACACGGAGCCGUCUUUCCCACCGUGGAGUGUGCGGGUUUCUGUAUUAGCCAGCGCUGUUAUGUUAUUCCACGGGUAGCUGGUAACAUAGCAGGCCUGUUUAUUUCGCUGCCAACCCUUGUUCGUUUGCCGUGUCAAUGACUGUCCUCCCCUCACUCCUUCAUGGCGGAGACUAAAAUCAUAUAUCACAUAGACGAGGAGGAGACCCCGUACCUUGUCAAACUGUCCGUUUCUCCGGAGAAAGUCACAUUAGCGGAUUUUAAAAAUGUCCUCAACAACCGACCGGUCAACAGCUACAAAUUCUUCUUCAAAUCCAUGGACCAGGAUUUCGGGUAAGUAGCCACCGUCUGUGCGUAUUUAUUCUUAUUAGCUGGCUCACUUGCUGUUUAUUGUGCGUGUACGAGGAGCUAAUUACGCGCCGUGAUAAACGAUAAUGGCUGUAUCAUUGUUACAUGUGCGUAAACUACAGCGCCCGUGUCUGUUUCCACGCUGCUCCUGGCACCUGCUCAUUAUUGCAGGGCUCCACUGUGCGCAGUGGAGGAGACACACGAGUGUUUGAAGUGAUACCAGAUCCGUCCAGAGCCCUAAUGACGCAGCCCCGUCCGGAUUACACACAGACAGACCCCUGCUCCCCUUAUUACUGCCAAUAUAUUAACCCAGAUUAAAGCCAGGGAGUGUAUUAACCAAGUGGAGGAGAAAUACGAGCGCAGUGUUGACAAAAGCAUCCACAUCUUCAAGUUCACAGCUUGUUUUGUUUUUAUUUAUUUCUAUUUAUAAAAAAAAAAAAAAAAAGAAAAUCCAGGAAAGGUCUCAAGAGAUUAUAAAUCACAAGCAUGAUUUCAUCCUAUCCUCUCUCUGUUUGUGUAAUAGUGCAGAAGUGUGUCUCACACAAUGGACUGGAGGUGAAUCCCAGGGGAAUAUGGCAACCACAAGACAGUGUUUGUGAUCAUGAGAGUCUUGUAAACACAUUUGGCAUUUUAUCACCUCAGAGGAAAAGCUCUAUCAACCUCUCUUUGUUCCCUUUACGCAUGUUUUCCUAACAAAUGUUGAGUUAUGUGUGUUUUUUUUUAUAACAUUUAUGCUGAAAAAAUGGUUUUAAAUUCUUAUUUUUUCUUCCAGCAGCAACAUGGAGGUUAAACGACGCACCCUAAAAUUCAAUCCCUUAUCCAUCGGGCUAUUUUAAUUUGCCUUUUUGAAAUUUAAUAAAUGCAAACGCCUUGGCCAAAGAGAUUUAUUUAUAUAUUUAUUACACUAACGGCCAUAUUUUAACAGCUGACUGAGUUAUAGCAAUAGUAACAGGAAAAACAGACAUUUUCAUAUUUAAAUUUGUGGCACGGGGACAAAGUUUUAAGAAAUACUGCUGCUCCCACCGCUAUUACUGAUAUUAAAUAGUGACUUAUUAUAAAAAUAUGAUUUAAAUUGUCAAGGCCUUUUCAAGCUCAGAGGAAGGAGUUGUUUUUAUUGACGCACAAAAACGAUUACAAAUGUCUGAUUCGAAAAUAGCAACCACAAAAUCAAUUAAUAUACAUUACAGCUUUUCAUCAGACUACAUCAUGUGGUUGGACUACAGUGGAAAAUGAGUUUAACAGCAAAUAUGUGCCACUUAGCUGUAAAAAUAAGUGACUAGCUGACUGAAGAGGGCUUCAUCAUCUUUGUCUUACAUUGAAAUGUGGACUUAUGAUGAGGAAUUUGUCCACUCUGUAUCUCAUGAGAUACUUUUAAAGGUGGAUUUUUACCUCAGAGAGUCUGAAGCAGCACCUCUCCUUCACCGGAAGCCAGGCUUUAUGAAUAAUAGAAGUAUUUCCUGCCUCUUUUUUCUUCUUCCCAUCCUGAUUUUCAGGACUUACACCGAAGCUCUCCAGCUCUCUUGGUCAGUGAGAUCUGCAUGUAUCCCUCCUCUGCUGAGGGUGACAUAUUUCUGUCAGUGCCUGUUUCUCAUUCCAGUCUGAUCAGUCAUACAUGGGCCCACACACACACACACACACACAUUAAUAUCUGGCACUGUAACAGCAAACAUGAUUGGAGGAAAUGCAGAGGCAGGCCCUGUCUUCAGAGCCAAACGUCAUACAUUUCCACUGCAGCCUGACCUUGUGGGGGAAACCGGCCCUUCCUGGUGGCUGGAGAGGCUCUGUGCGCCGCUUUGUCCCCCAGCCCCGGCUUCCUGCCUCUGUUGCAGUGCAGGCCGGGUUGCUCGCAGGGCCUCAGGUGAUCGGCAAGCAGAUUAUGGAAACAAACAAAGCAUGUUUGCCUUCUCCACAUGGAGACGUGGCCGAAAACACAGCUACAGUAGGCCAACCUGCUUCUGCAUGUGCAUCAACAAAGCGUUUUAAAUUAUAAUGUGAAUUUGGACAUUGUCAAAAGACUGUAAAGCCAUUAUAGAUAGAUGAUAAAGGCAUCUCCCUCAGCAACGCCAGCCUUUGAGUUAAGGUUGAGUAUUCAGGCUGUGUGAGUGCCGUAUGGUACUGGCACAGUAUGGAAGCAAACCCAGUCAAAGGCAAAGAGGAUAGCUCGCUUUGUGGUAGCCAUGCUGGCUCUGCUGCAUCCACACAGACAGUAUGGCUGCUGGAGAAUUAGCUGGGGAGGAAUAAGACUGCUGAGCAGAGAGGGAAAACAUCAAAUCCCUUGCAGUUAUAGACAGUGUUUGAAAUGUAAAUGAGCAGUCAGUGCAAGGUCCUCUGUAGUAGACCCCCUGGUGUGCUAGAAAAACCAGCCAUUUUCUUAAGGGAUUGCUGAACUACAUUCAUGCUCGUAGUAUCAGCUCUUUAAGCAACGGCCGCACCAAUUUGAUAAACGCUUUGCCCCCCAAACGACUCGGCUUACUGCGGAAUAAUAUGUGCAAAAUGUAACCACGGACUGAGGCAUUUCUGUCACACAACAGGGCACCACAAAUCAAACAAUCAACGUUUCUUUGUGCACAUUUCAUACCUCAGUUGUUUUCCUUUCCCCGUAAUAUUCAUUCAUUCAUUCAUUCAUCCAUAUUCAUAAGACACGAUGCUAAUUGAGACGGGGUUGUUUGGAGGCAACCCACUUGGCUUUUUCGGAGACUUCAAGGUGAUGAUACGGCGCUUUGUGGUUGCCACUGGUGGUGAGUGGGUUUGAGACUUCACUAUAAUGCAAGUCACAGAGGCACUGUGGAGCUGAGGAAGCAGCCAAGCUGCAGGUCUGAAAGGAACAGGCUUGUUUGUGCCUUAGAAAAGUGGGGAGAGGGGGCAGGGGUACUGGGGAUCUUUCUCCUGCUGAGGAUGUGAUCCUAAGCCCCUGUAGGACAGAAAAGUGCAGAUUUUUGCAGAAAUCCUCUCCUUGCUUUUUCGAUUUUGACGGAUUUUGAAGGUUAUGCACCUUCUAGAGCCUCUGCAUGAACAAAAGUGUCUCUCAUUGUCAGAUAGCGACUUAAAACUCUCAACCUUUGUCGUUGUAAUGUUGUUGACAUCCCACAGUAACAGCUAAAAAUGUGACAUCAACAGCCUGUCUGCUAUUUUUAAAAGCUUUCAGGUGGUUCAGGUUGGAUUCAGCCGGUCAGACGUGGUGUGACAUAAAAGUCUAUCUUAUUUACCUUCAAAUAUUUUGCUAUCCUGUUUAUAGUAUCGUUCACAUCAGUCCUUGGACUCGAGGCUGGACUGGGCCGGCUGCUCCUUUCCCCCCCUGGUCUCUGGGUUUAGGCUGUAACUAGCCAGCCCUCCCAUGUCUCUCAAAGUGAAAACAAACACAUCUAAUCUUCCCACAGCUACACAAAUAUCCAGCGCAGUGGAAUAUUCGGCGAUCACCAGGGUAAAUCUUGUGUCAUUAUCCUGUGAAAUCUGUUAAGACCUAUUUAAGCUGUCUGCUCUAAGAAGUCAGAUCUGUGACAGCGGCCCACACCAGACACAUGCUCCUCUAAACAGGGCUUAUGAGGGAGGGUGUGUGUGUGUUCAGGGUGGAACUUAGAGUGCUCCCGGUAUCAGAUCUGAAAAGAAUGAGGACCACGGGUGUUUCGCCACAUGAUGAAGACGUCAUCUGUUAUGAUUGGAGUUUUGUUUUGCUCCUUUUGGUUUCGGCUUCUGUAACAGGCUGAAAUAUUUUCAAAGGCUUUAUCCGCACACGUUCAUCCGAAAGCCGUGAAAUUACUGUGAAAUUUAAAUCAACAAAGCUAACCUCUUUCCUGUCCAGGAUUAGCAAGAUGUCUCUGCGCUGAUACUUUAUUUGUACGGACCACUCCCUCAUCCUCAUAAUUCACCUUACAGCUGGCCGUGCAGCCUGAGCAAGAGGAUACGAACACUUCCUACCUAACAAGCAGCCGGCAGAGUCAAACCCCUCUCCUCCUUUCCUCCCUUUUCCUCCCUAAGGAGGAGGAGGAGGAGGAGGAACAGGCCGCAGAAGCAGCAGCAGACUCUUAGGCCGUCAGCUCUAGCCACAAGGCUACGUUAUCUCCGUCCACCACUCCCAGCAUUACAGCUCCCACAGCAGCAGCGGCAGCAAAGCACACAAAAACACAACUAGCCUGGCUAAUCAUUUCAGUAGCAGGAAAGUUCUGGCAAACAAGAAGUGAGAAGCGGGGAGGGGGGGGCUAUAAAGUAGCUGUCAGAUACACCCCUGCUCUAAAUCUUCUUAGGCCUCCACGUUGCUCUAAAGUCAUGCCUCUCCCUUUUUUCAUGUUGCAUGUUCAAAGCCAAGAAGCUAAUGUGAGAUCUGCGCAAAGUCUCAGAAACGCUUGGAUGUACCAAUCCUGGGGAGGAAAAAAAAAACAAACAAUGAGCGGAAAGUUCAAACUGCUAAGUGCAUCAGGGUGUCAUAUUCAGAAUAAGACUCUCGUACCUGCUCUAGAAGCCAGCUAGCUCCGGGCUCCGUCUGUGUGACACGGGCCGAGCAGGUGUUGUGGCUGCUUUCUGCUGAACUGUGUCCCGGCAGGUCAAAGGUUAACUGGGAGGUAUUUUUGUUGGGAAUUUACAGCCAAAGACGAACUCAGUGAGGGACGUUCACACACUUGAUCUCUCUAUUAAUACAUGCUACUGUGUCUUGACACCCUGUUGUCACGGCUCAACUCACUCAGAAGUGUUCAUUUAUCUAUCUCUGCGGCAGGAAUAUUAAAGAGCACCGCAUUAGCACCUGCACCGGGCUUCAGGAAGAUUAAGAGCUAAUGUAAGAUAAAACUGAUUACUUACUAGCUUCACACACCAUGAAUUGACCUGUCAGAGGGAAUUAGGCCAGAAGAAUUAGUACAAUCUGUGAAAUCCUUUAAAAAACACUUUUGUUAACAGGCAUUUGGGAGAAUAAGCAAUUAAAAAAGGUUUUUGCAGCUCCUGCGUCUCAACUUCUAGGCUGUAGUUCUGUUUGUGCCCUUAAAUUAGCUGUUUGGCAAGCAACUAGUGCUGUCAACAAACAUAAACAAACAUAUUGAUAUAUACCUCGGGGACAGUUUUAGGAAGGUGGUGAAACAGUUUCUUUUGAGUCCUGUGCUUUUACAAUAACUCUCAUGCAUCCUGAUUUAAUAAUCAAAUGUCUUUACCCUCCUAAGGGACAGCAUAUCAAAUCUGAAACACUUAAGUGUCUAAGCUGCAGCACCCGGCCAAGGCUGCAGCUUCGGUUAAUUCGGCUACUGCCAAAAACGCCAAAAUGCUUUAUUACCCUGAUGCAUGCAGGUGACAGAUGGGAUCUCGUGGCAGAAAGAACGAAGUCUUGAGACUGGAUCCAAAAUUAGAAACUGUUUCAGGUGAUUGAAUCAAAAGUGGGGACUGUUCCAGAGCCGGGACGCCUUCGCUCGAUCUUUUUCUGACCGUAAUUUUGACUCAGGAACAGUUAGCAGGCCUGAAUGCUGCUUGUCUAAGAGGUCUUCUAGGUGUGGGCGGUGUGCUUGCGCUUGGAUGCUGAGGUGUUACAAUAAUUUAGAGGAGAGGAGAUAAAAUCAUGGAUAACUUUUUCUACGUUGACCUAAUUCCGAAAAUGUUGCCAAGCUCAUAAAAACAAGACUGAAACAUGAUCAAAACUCAGAUCACUGUCAAAAAUGACUCUUAAAUUUCACAUUUUGUCUUGAAUAUUUGGAAACUAGAGGGCUGAGCAGCGACUGGAUCUGUUUGUGGAGGUUGUCAGGAGCAAUAAUGAGCAUUUUUGUUGCGUCUGGGUUUAAUUGCAGCAAUUUUCCAGUGUUUAACAUCAGUUUGGUAUCCAGUUUAUUAUAUUUGGAAGAUUUAAUAGAGAGAUGAUAUGACCUAAAGGAAGCAUAUAUGGAAAGAACAGCAGUGGACCGAGUGUUGAGCCUUGGGGUACUCCAUAUGUCAUAAAUACCACACUUUUGUUACCUUCUUCUGUGAUACUACUUUCACUUUUUCUUCCCACCAGUGCUCUAAAAAUAACAAUUUAAAUCUACAAGAUGUACUUGUACAACUUGUAUUCCCUCAUGCAAACUGAUGUUAAAGUCAUACAUUGCGUUCUGUCUUUGUGAAGCUCACAGUGUUGUCUGUGUGUUGCGGUGGGAAUCUGUCAGAAAGGUGUUUGAGAUAAGCCUCAAAGUUUUGGAGCUCAAGUUUGUCAUUUACAUCCGUUCAGUUCUGGCUGUGAGCACGGAUAGAGAGAUUACGUUAUAAUCCCAGAGGGUAAAUUAAAAUGUCAAAGCAGUCAGUGACUUUUAGACUAAAAUAAAAACGGGCUUUUUAGAAAGAGGACACGGAUACAUACAUGGAAGAAAAACUUGUGCGAAGUUGAACCAAAGUUGACCUUGUGUGACUGUCAUGUUGGUACAGAAAAAGGGCAAAAGGUAACAGUUAAGAUGCUCAUACUGAUAAAAUAACAAGAUAUUUAUUUGUAUAAUAAUUGUUUAUAACAGUAUGAAGUUGGUAAGCAUACAGUCCAAAAUGAAAACAGGUUAUGUCUCGUCUUUGCUGGGAUUUAAAUCUCUGCCAACAUUAUCUUCCUGUCAAUCUAUAGAUACUGAUUUAUGACCCCAUCCUCACCAGGUGGAGCAGCUCUUAUCGCUUUAUGUUUUGUGUUUUUUGACGGAUAUGACGUUCAUAAAUCACUAACAGACACUCAGGGUGUCAUCGCUGCUGCUCUGCGGGUUAACCUGGGCCAAACUUCAAGAAUUCAAACCUGGUCGAAAGCCAGGCGUCAAAUGUGUCUGAGAAAGUGUGUCAGUAUGUGUCAACUUGGCAGGAGGAGUAAAGUGUCUCCAGGCUGUACCGGGCUGUUGUGCUGUUGAUCUGACUCUCUGUCCCUGUCCUGGCCAAGCGAACCUGACUGUAUCUGUCCGUCUGCUCCCCAGGGUCGUCAAAGAAGAGAUUUCCGAUGACAACGCCAAGCUGCCGUGCUUCAACGGGAGAGUAGUGUCCUGGGUAAGUGAGAUGAAUGGUGCGCACCCUCCCCUCCUCUCUCCUGGCCGCCUGCCUGAACUGCGCAGCCUCGCCUCUCUUACUAAAGAUAUGUUGAGCACUCAUGGAUCAUGUAAAUGCAGCCAUGCAACGCCUCCGCACAGCUUUUAAAACACACUUCACCUUGAUGUCUCCACUGGGCUGUAUCAUAUAGGUGUUAGCGAUUUCCAUUAGAUAUGAAACUUGGCUUCAGUUACAAAAAAACACAACUAGAAGUACUACUUAAAUCAGGAAACACUAAACCUUGUAAUGUAGCCCAUCUGAUGCUCCAUUACUCCAAUCGACUUCUGCUGAUAUGUAGUGGUUUGUAAUUAUGGAAGAUAAACAGCGCGGAGAGCCCAGGUUCCCCCUCUGGGACAUUAAACAUGUUACAUGUUGGGAUCAAUCCAUCAUGUUAGAGGAGAUUUACAUUUGAAUCACAGUUGUAUCAUAACGCAGACUGAACCGAACUCACAGGUUAGUGCGCUGCCUCUAAACAUCGACCAAAGACUCAGAGAACGGACGUGUAAAUCAGUUUGACAGGUUUAAUCUCGUCAUUGGCUUUUUGUCCGUUUUUGUUAACAGUCCUGCACUUAAAAAUUAGACUUUAUUGAUCUCCGAGGGGAAAUUCAUUAGUUAGCUCGCCUGCCCCCCAAAGGGAGGUCAUAGGUCAGAAUCAGUGUCACUGUGGCAGCCAUAGAGUAGUUAAAGACUGUGCUGCUCGAUAUGACUUAAUCAGUGUCAGCGCUCUUAGCUCUAACUGUACCUGAAGGGGCCUCGCUGUAAAUAACAGCAACCCAACAACCACAUUUACACAUUUUUAAACCUUAUUCUUAUUCAACUUUCAUAGAUAUAUUUAUUAUUUGUCUCCUGUGUACAAUAUUUGCAUACAAUUCAUUAGCAUUUAUGACUCUCCAAGGCAGGAUUGUGAGUUUGCAGACUCCAUAUUUUCACAUCUUACUUGUAAGUCCAAAUUCUACAUCAGUAGCUCCUUGAAUCUCUCUAAACCAGGCCAUUCCCUCUUUGAAGACACUUUUUUGACUGAUUCAGACGGAAACAUUCAUGUUUAGACUUUUGCUUUCAACUUUAUUAAAAAAAGUGAACAGGAUUUAAUGGUCUUUGAUAGCUGUGCAGCAGUAAUCCAAAAGCAAAUACGCAAAGGUAUAGAGUUUGAUUACUCUAGUUUUGAUUUAUUACAAUUGAAAGGAAUACUAUUUUGAUUGAACGAAUCAGUAUUUUUGUGCAGCAGCAUAACAAACAGAAAAGUGAUUUUGAUAUGACGGUCUUGACGUGCGUCUCGUGUUUUGUCCAUAAAUGUGAAAAUGUUGUGAAUACAAUCAUUGUCUCUGUUUUAGAGGAAUUUUUAGCUGCUGAUAAAGCGAAUGGAAAUUCACAGAGAUGCCUCUUUUUGACCCACAGAAGCAAACUCGAUUAUUAAAAAAGGAGGUUCAAGUUUUUAAAAGUUGUAGCUGCAGAAAGAGGCGAUUAACUGUGUAGUAAAGAAAAUAGUUUUUGACCUUCCCCUCAGCGAAUACUCAUGAUGAGUGACUGUGAGAAAAAGCAGGAUGGCACUUUUUGAGAGACAACAUGAUUAACGUUUGUCAAAGAUGUCCACAGGGGGCGCCAAAAUCAACAUAGAAAGUUCAGGAGAUCAGCUUUAAAACUUUGAAGAUAUGAUAAGAAGUUAAUAGUUAAAAUCCUGUAAGGAACUUUUUCUCUGUGUAGAUUUAUCUCGCCUCGUUCUCUUUUUACUUUAAAAUUUAUGACUCAUUGUAAGCAUUACCAGUCGGGAAAUUAGCAAGGACAGUUUUUUUUAGCAAACCUACCCAUUCAAGGUUAUUUAAAAUUACUGUUAUUAUAUUAUUUUCACUUUUGAACAAAAAUAAAUAGGAAAUGAUGAAAAAAAAACAGCAGAAACCUGAAUUUAGAGAAAUAAAUAACAGUACUGCUCUGAUCUGACAUAUUGGAAGAUCGAGUUUCCACUAUUAUUCGUUGAUCCUUUAGGAGUAGAAUUUACAUCGAGAGGAUGUAUUAUUUUCCUAAUCAAAGUCUUCUUAGAAAAAUGGAGGUAGUGUUCGAUCUAAAGAGAACAAGGUCAGUUCUUUGUAUACCUGGAGGUAUUGAGGUAUUUUUCCCUCAUAACUCUGUCAAAUCAAAGUAGUAAUUCCUUUUUUCCUGUAAAGCCAUUUUCUAUUAAAGUGGAUAACUAAGGACCGGAGUGAAAUCUGCUCCUUCAUAAUGGGUUUCACACAGAGAGCCUGUAAGCUCACACCAGACGUGGCACGCAGACACAGGAGGUGAGGAAGUAAAAUGAAGGGAAAAAAUCCUUUAAAAUCUUUGAAAUGGAGCAAAAAAAAAGGCUCAUUUUAGUUCAUUUAAAAAAAUCUCAUGGCACUGAAGUGACGUCUGAGACUCGGAGAGCUUGCAUUAGAAUAAUCGCGGCUCAUACCGUUGUUAGUCUGCAUGGCUGUCUACUUUAAAGUUCAUUAUUCUGUCUGAGAUGAAAGCAGAGUGCUCGUACCUACAGGUUAUUGUACAUCAUCUUUUGUACCUCGCAGUCGUCUUCAAAGUUUCCCCGCUGCUUGCCGUGUUUCUCAAGUUAUUUCUGAGCAGCCACUAGUCAUCUGUCGUCCUUUUUAGCAUCUCGUUUUGUAGCUUUCCCCCCUCGUGUGUUUCAGCUCUCAGGAUGCAUCUUGUGCCCGCACCAGUAUUUGUGUUUGUGUGUUGAUGCUGUUUUUGAUCUUCUCUCCUCACAAUGGGGCCUCUGUCACUCAGAAAAAAAAAACAUUUAUCAUAAUUUUCUGCUCCUCUGUCUGAAUCUUUUCUUUUUUUCUCUCCAACUUUUCUCUCCCACAGUUGGUCCUAGCGGAGAGCGCCCACUCUGAUGGAGGAUCUCAGUGUACGGAGAGCCACCCGGAGCUGCCCCCUCCCCUGGAGAGAACAGGGGGCAUCGGAGACUCCCGCCCCCCCUCUUUCCAGUGAGUAGGCUGUCAUGUAUGCACAGUUAUAUAGGGUGCCGUCUGUAAAGCAGCCCAUUAUGAAAACAACAGCAAGAUUUGGUCACAUUUAGCUUCAAACAGCAUUUACAAAAGUGAUGUGAAUUUUCGGCAGUCAUUUUUUUGCACAUUUACAACAACAUUUAAAUACUAAAACUAAAUGUUAAAUGUUAAAUGUAAAUGUGUUGAGCAAAACUAAAUAUUUAGCUAAUAUGCAAAUUCACGGUCGGAAACCGGAAGUGCCAAAAUAAAAGCUCCAGAAGGUCAUAUUGAUGAUCCUUGUGUCGAAGAAAACGAAUUAAAACCAAUUUAAGGGGGGAACAAAUACUCGGGGUGAUGUUUCGUGUUAAUAACUACUUACAAUAGCAAGCAUGUGUGUGUGCGUGUGUUCGUACAGUGUCCGCGCCACACGGAGAAGCGACACUGAAAACUCGAGUCUUUCUAAUAAAGUUUUUGUUGUUACUGUCGCUAUUGUAGGUAGUUAUUAACACGAAAUGUCACCCCAAGUAUUUGUUCCCCCCUUAAAUUGGUUUUAAUUCGUUUUCUUCAACACAAGAAUCAUCAAUAUGACCUUCUGGAGCUUUUAUUUUGGCACUUCCGGUUUCCGACCGUGAAUUUGCAUAUUAGCUAAAUAUUUAGUUUCGCCCAACACAGUUAGAUUUAGCAUUUAACAUUUAUAUUUAUAUUUAACAUUUAGAUUUAACAUUUAUAUUUAGAUUUAACAUUUAGAUUAAAGGUAUAUAUAUUUAACAUUUAUAUCUAAAUUUAACAUUUAGAUUGAACAUAUAUAUUUAACAUUUAUAUUUAGCAUUUAGAUUUAACAUUUAGUUUUAGUAUUUAAAUGUUGUUGUAAAUGUGCAAAAAAAUGAAAUUCACAUCACUUUUUUAAAUGCUGUUUGAAGCUAAAUGUAACCAAAUCUUGCUGUUGUUUUUUAUAAUGGGCUGCUUUACAAACGGCACCCCAUACAGUUACACACACAUACAUGUACGCAGAUUUGACCUCUUUAUUCCAUGUGUGCGCUAAUCAAGUUUUUCAGUCCUAUGGGAGAUGUAGGUGGUCUAUACGCUCGAGUGUGAAAAAGCCAUGAAGUAUGUGCUAAAGCUCGAACAUGCAUGGGUGUGAGUAGUUUUCCCACUUGAGUGUGCGUUCCCUCUCGCCCACUCAAGCAUAGAGUAAGGCGUUAGUCCGCUCGUCUAUGUAAACAUGAUGCGUACACCGCCGCCGCUGCUGCUACUGCUGCUGAUUCUUGAAAUAGCCUCCACAGCACAAACAUCUUCAGGCAAAUACUGGCACUCAGUGAGGCACCCAUUGUGUUCAGCCCUCUCAGAGCAGUCAUCCACACUCGGAUAAUAAAGGCACAUGCGUCAUAAAAAAAACACAAACAGGUCAGAAAAUGUAGUUUUUCUUUUUGCUCUUUACCUGAGCCUGGACUUAAAUUUCAGCUGCCAGAUUAAAGAGUCUGACUGCAGUAGCUGAGAAGUCCAAUGCUAAAUAUAGCUGUUAGUGCUGGGGGCAGUGGGGGCGAGGGUUGUUGCCAUUACAGCGUGAGAGCAAUAUGGCCGAGGCUCUAUAUUGAGAACAUGCAGUCUGUCAUGUCUGAGUGUAUCUCUUUAUCCAGGGUUUGACAUCUCAGCUCGCUUUUGCCCUCUACGGGCCGCUCCCUGCUGCUCCCCUGUCAGCUGUCCUCAUGGUUUUAUUGUUCCUGGUCAGCUUUCGCUCCCGCUACCGCCACCUUGUGGAGGAAGAGAACACCACGCCGGCCCCCUCACCCCCGACGUCACAUCCCCUCCUCCACCACCUCCUCCUCCUCCUCCCUUUCUCUCUGCUUCUUUGAGUGAGGCCUUUCUCUCAGAAACAGCGUGCUGAAUUCCCUACAGCGAACCUCCUCUCUUUCUGAAAUGAAUCCAGUCUUCCUCCCUCUUCCUCUCUCUGUAAAUGGGGAGAAUAUUAUUACCACUUCAUUUGUCUUUGUGCUUUAUUCAUGCAUUUCAUGUGUUUGUCGGCGUGAAUGGCUCUAUUUGAUGAGCGCACAGAAUAGGUGUUUUGGGCUGAGAAUGGACACAACUGAUGUGCCUCUGCCUGGUAAUCCGGAUUAACAGACAUUAAAAGCGCCCAUCUCCAUUUCCCAAGAGGGAGGGGGGAGGCGGCAACUGGCAGCAGAGAGGAAGGUGGUGAUGGGGAGGGGGUAAGGGGUUGAAAAGGGGGUGGCAUUUGUUCACAGCUGCAGCCCUGCGCCUCGGAUAAUCUCCUCCAGGAUCAGGAGAGCUGCCCGCCCGCCCGCCUGGUCAGCAGCCAUCGACAGCCUGACAGUCAGUCAACACAGCAUCAAUCAAUCGGCACUCUGCUCCCCCAUCACUGCGCCCUCGCUCGUAUUUGCACACACGCGGUGACCUGCGCCUGGCCCAGGUGCACCCAUUAGCACUCUGCAGCAGAAACGUGUAAGCACGCCUCAUUGAGCAUUUUAUCCCGCUGAGUGAACACGGCCAACACAGCGUCCUGUCCGCGCCGGUGUUUUUAAUUUACAUUGAUCAUCCACACUCUGACCAUAAGGUGUGUAAUUAAACUGUUUGUUGCAGUAUUCAGCCGUUUUCCCCCCCCUGAUGCUAUAAAUCACAGUAUAGUAGAAAAAUACUCUCUUUACUCCACUACCCUUUGACAGGAUAUAUGAAUGUAUGAAAUUAUGACUGUGUGCGACCAGAGUGAUUCACUUUACAGCACAAUUACACGCAUGGAAAGAUAAACUCAAAAAUAGAUACAAGGUUUGAGAGAUUAGAAUAAAUGUAGCUUUACAAUUUAUAAUAAUAUAAAAAAAUGGACAAAAUUAUAUUUUUAUCAAAAAGAUUUUAAAGGGAUAUUCCAGCGUAAAAUUAAAUUAGGGUCAAACACACCAUAAAACAGAGUUAGACACCCCGUCGAGAGAUGAAUGUUAGUAACGACCUCAGAUAGCAAUAACCAGCGAUCUGAGGAGCCACGUGCUUAACCAAAACGCCACUCUAUAGCCACAAAUAAUGUUCAGAACAGCUCCUAACUUCAUCAACAGUACAUAUAGGGUUGUAGCCAUAGCACUUGCCACCAAACAUCUUUUUAACUUUGACUAAUUUUUUUAGCAAAGGGCCUAAACACAACUCACCUACUCUCCUCCAGCAGUCACUUGCUUGUAGCGGGGUGACGCAGCUCAAGGAAGAACAUUUAUGAUCAUUUCCUUGAAGUAAUAAUCAUCAUAUUAAUCAUUUUGCACUGCAGACGCGGUAGUUCUUCUGCCUUUGCGUCUCAGUCUGAUUACAUUUCCAUGAAGAAAUGAUCAUAAAUGUUCUUCCUUGAGCUGCGUCACCCCACUGUAGUCCGUAAUGGACUCGUCCAAGGUCUCCGUACAAACAAGCGACUGCUGGAAGAGAGUAGGUGAGUUGUGUUUGGUCUCUUUGCUAAAGAAAUUAGACAAAAAUAAAAAGAUGUUUGGUGUCUAGUUCUAUGGCUCAGACCCUAUAUGUACUGUUGAUGAAGUUAGGUGCGGUCGGCAACAUUCAUCUCUCCAUGUGGUGUCUAACUCUGUGUUACGGUGUGUUUGACCCUAACUUAAUUUUAUGCCGGAAUAUCCCUUUAAAGAUUUAAAUUUUGUGUGACAGAUCAAAACUCUCUGAACUCUUUGACAGAGGAUAACAUGUCCGUCAAUCUCUGCAGGAUGAUGUUUGUGUUUGAAACACUCUGAAUAUGACUCUGUUUGUACACCAUUUGAACAUGCAUGGUUGCACCUUCACGCACAUGCAGUUAUUUAUGCAGGUGUGAGGUGCGUGUAGCACUUCUGCUCAAGUGUGUUUGACACCCUGACAGUGUUGAGCAGAGUUCUCACCAGCUUCAGGUUUCCUCGCUGCCCGGUGGCUGUGUGAGUCCUUUUACCCCCGCACCCCGGGGCCACAGCUUCUCCAGCCCUCUGACAGAAUAACAAUCUGCCCUCCAGCACCUCCAGAGCCCCCCUGACUCCUCCUGGACCCCGAGUACACAGAUCAGCUCAUUGCUCGGCUCACACCUGAUCUGCCACUUCUCGCUUUUUUUAAUGCAAUCUGUCAUUCUCCUCUUCUCCCGAUCAAGCUGCAGGCACCAUCUGGGCUUUCAAUAGGUCUCAUUAAUACCAGUAUUGUCCGGAACUGCUCCCUCUCAGGGUAUCUGGUCAUUAAUGACACUUAGCGAAAAACACAUCACAUACCCCAGAACAAUGAAACUGCUAUUCUGGCUGCAGGGAUUGAAUUUGAAACAUGGUCGCAAUAUGAGCUGCAUAUUCCCCUCAGGCUGAAUGGCAGGCAAACAGAUAGUAUAACAGACAAGAGCGGAUUGUAGCUGGGGAGUUUGUUCGGGAGUUAAGGAGGCUGGAGAAUUAAUUUCAAAGACUUUCUGUGACAGAGACAUGUGUUUUGUACGUUAUUGUGGAUGUGACUGAAGUUUUUCCGAUGUGUGUGUUGCAGCGCCAAUGCGGUGAGCAGCAGAGACGGCCUGGACACCGAGACGGGGACCGAGUCUCUCCUGAGCCACCGCCGAGAGCGAGAGAGGGAACGUGCGCGCAGGAGAGCCAGAGAGACUGAGCGUGAGUGUGUUAUCAACCCGGAGCAGAUGGGCCUUAAAAAAAUGCAAUUAUCCUGUCAUUUUCAACUUAUUACUUUUCACUCCGAGUCUUCACAGCGAGGCAAAGGUGGACAGAAAGGAGGCAUGUAUCAGAAAGAGACGAACCCUCAGGGAUCACAUGUUGAACUUUAGCUGCAUGAGACCCAAAAGCACGAGUUUUUCAAUCUCUGCGAAGAGUCGGGGAAAGUGAACAAGUUCAUUCUGUGUCAAAGUUUCAGGAAUUUACCGUCUUGCCUAAUAAUUCCCAUCUUCUGUUUCCUGCAUGUGGCUCAGGUUUAUGGUCAGGGGCUGUUUUCCACUCGGUAGUCACACUCCAGCCUUGUAGGAUGAUUAUACGCUGUCAGAGGAGAAGAGUGUUUCAUGAAGAAUCAGAGGAAAAGUCUGUCAUUGCUGCAGAGUCGAACAGGAAAAAGAAAAUGUCAGGAUCUUUAUUUUAAAAGCUUUCAAUAGCUGCUAUCAAGUGCAAACACAUCUGCUUUUAUUGUUUUGGCAUUUGGCUGCAGCGUUUCUAGUAAAAUCACUUUGGUAAGAGGAGGGCGAGUUUCUCUCAGCUCUCUCAGAUUUUGAUAAAAAACCAUGUGUGUGCUGUCCAUAACAGACAAACUGGGUAAACUGGUGCUGCUGCAGGGAAGGAAGCGUUUGUUUUUAUCAGCAUCACACUGCUAAUAAAGUGAGAAACCCUCUGCAGUCUGUUCCUGCUGUUGGCAAAUAUUUAAGCAGUUUUGGUCGAUUAAUGACAGGAAGUAGGAAAACAGCAGCUGCUGCAAAAUAAAUCAUCUUUUUCUGUUUGUUUUUUAGAUUUAUUUGGAAUAACGUAGAUGAUAACUGGUGAGGGGGAUUUCAGAGUGAGACAUUUUUUUAGCCUCAGGGUUCCUACACAGUUGGAAUUUCCAAACUUCUCCAUACCCUACUUUAUUUUUGGAAAUACCAACUUUUCUAUUUUAGAAAACAGUAUUUUAGAACUGUGGUGAUAGUCAAGAAACAUAAAUAUUUUUCCACAAUUUAUUUUUCAUUUACCAUACUUUUUAAGACCUGGAAAUUGAUCAAAUUUAUUCCAUACUUUUCCAUACUUGCGUAGGAACGCUGUAGCCUUUUAAAGUUUACACCCAAACGUAAGACACAAUAAAUAAACGUAUCAAAUUAAAGCCGUGAGUAUUUUUCCAUUCAUAAAAAGGAGAAUAUGUACAUUAGUUAUUCAUUAACCAUAUGCUAAUGAGAGUUGUCAAAACCAUAUAUAGAAUGGACGCCGUCUGCCUCCUCGCUGGGUGAAGCCACUCUGAGAACAGCACCCUCUGUUGACGGGCUGUAGUAUAGGUCAUAAAUCCUGCCUCCUCCAGCAAUCCCUAUGGGGCUGUGGACAAACUUUAGAAAUUUAUUACACAGAAUAUAAAUGUUUCUCCCCCCUGGUUGCGAUGUUGACAUGUAGUUACUGUCAGACUGGUUUGUGCUCAAGUCCUCUUUUUUUCUGUGCAGCUCAAUUUUUUAAAGUUGUUAGGGGGUUCAUUUUCUCUAUGAUUGACACUUGAUGCAGCCUAUGGGCGUACGAACAUUGCUUUUUGAGCCGAGCGUCAUCACAGCAACUCUUGGUGAUUGUCCCACCAAAUGCGUACAACGCUACUGCGCAAUGUUGGUUUCAGGAAAUGGAGAAAAAACGUGGAAUUACUGAGAACUCUUCGGACUCAAAUCUGUACACUGGCAGAAGAUGGAACCAAGUCGUCCAUAGUAUAUACAGUCUAUGGUUAAAGCAUGAGGGGUGCGCAGAUUGCUGAGUGGGUUAGUGCACCCCAUAUUUGGGGACCACGGUCCCUGCAGCGGUCACAGGUCUGAGUCCGGCCCUGACCACGUGCUGCUUGUCCUCCCCUCUAUCUCCUCACUUUUCACUCUAUCCUAUCAAUAAAAGGCGAAAAGUUGACUAAAAAAACAUGUUACAGCUACUUGCAUGUUAUUUUGUCCCUUUAAGCACACCAUAGUGAACUCUCUGCUGCUUCCUUCAUGACACUCUCCACUCUCGAACGGCACAUUUCACUCAGAAUAACUCCCACACGGCUCAGCUGACAUGUCAUAAGUAACACACACCGGUGAGCUAAGCAUGCAGGUGCAGACUGAUACCUGCAGCUGCAUCACAGAAGCUAACAAAGCUGUGUGGGAACUGCUACACACACCUAUAUGUUGAAGAAAUGUGCUUUUUGUCAUGUGCUGAAGCGUUGCCCUAAAAAAAACAAUCAGAGACAGCACUUUGAAGCUGUCUCCUACUUUUAAGACCAUUCUAGUGUAGCUGCGCAGCAUUUAUUUAAAUAAUAGAUCUAAAAGUCAAGAUCACAAAGUUUAUUUCCACUCACAGGAACUGCAGCUCUUUCUCUCUUCCCUGCAUCCUUUCUUCUCUUCACAGAAAACUACCUCUCACUUCCUGCACUCUUGGCUUAUUAUGCAAUUAGUAUCAGAGAGCGCAGCUUCAGGAUGUAGGAGAAGCGUCUCUGUAGCUGGAGACAGAUUUAACUCAUCCUGUCAGAAUAAACGCAUCAUCACAUCAGUGGAUUUCUCCUCCUUCUUUGCAUCCUGUGUUUCUGGCUCGGCUGGAGACGUAUCAUCUGCGCUCUUACCGUCAGAUCUGCCGCUGACUGCACAUCUGUUGUUUUGCAGGUGAUGCUCUCAAACCCUGAGCCUCAAUGAACUUAGCGUCUGUGCUCUCUCUUCUUCUGCGUUUAUCAGCCUCGUAAAAAAAAAAAACUGCUUCCCCCAUCUUCUUUAAGUGGCGUCUCCCCUCGGCUAGCUUGUUAGCUCUAAUUAAUUGAAACCACUGGGGGAAUUGGGUGGAUCUCUCUUGGUUUUACCAGCAGUUUUCACAGCUCAUAAAGCCCUCUGCUUCACUUAAUUUGUGUCGGCUCAGCAUUUGCUCUCUCAAUCACAUGACCUGGAUAUAUAGACAUAUAAAGGUGGAGCCAGAAGCCCCGCCUCUCUAACCUCACAGCCUGCAGCAUCAGCAGCAGCAGCAGGAAUUCCCCUGUCACCUUAUCCACACGCUCUGAGUGAUUUGUCUCGGUGUGAAUGCCGCCUGUUUUACAGCGAUCGGUUAAAGUGGUAAACGUAUCCUGUCUUAUUUGUCCGUGUGCUGCAGCGUUUUAAACUGAACGGAUGAAUGAACAGGUGUAGGAUGGACGUACGCAGACUUAUAUAUCCUUUGUGGGCGCCAGGUGUGCUGCAUUUAAGCAAAACAAGAUCUCAUAAUCAGUUAAGUGCAGUAGCAGAGAGUCUUUGUUGGUAAAAGAGGAGAAAGCAUAGCAGUUUGAUAAAGCGUCACGCUGCGGAGCACAGCGGGGAUUUUAAGGUCGAGGUCAGAGAAGACAUGGUUAAGCCAAAGCACUUAUGCUUGUAUUAAAGUAUUAACACAAAGCGCUAAAAACAGCUGCUGAAACUGUCGCCAAAAGUAUCUGAAGGGCUUAUUUUUCACUGAUGGAAAGCUGCUGGUUUUUAAAAACCCGGAGCUGUUUUUUCACCUGAGGCGGAGACGUGAGAGGAUGGUACAUCAUAUGAAAUCCUCUGUUUAGGAGAACGCCAUCAUCUGAUUGGUCGAGGACAGAUUAGCAGUCAUUCUAUAGUUGUAUGCUGAGGGGGGAGAGAGGGAGGAGGAGAUACUUUGUCCUGACUCUCAGUUCAGAUUGUCAGUGCGACGGAUGAGGACACACUGUUGGCUGCGGUGAGAGAAUUCAAUUUUUUAUGAUUUAUGACUUUUGAUUAUGUGAAAUGAUAAUUCAGAUUUGGUUUUAUGGUUAGCUUGGGGCUUGUGUUUGAGUUAAUUGAAUAUGUAUGAGGGAAGUUCCUUAGUGAAAAAAAGGUUUCUUGUUUUGAAAGGAGAGAAAUAUAUAGUCGUAAACUUAAUCAACUCCUCCGCUGCUGCUUAUCGACUUUAUUUGAGAGAAACUGAUUUAAAAUGAUCGACCAAUCUUUGGAUUUUCGCAGCAGGCUUAUGUCUAAUCAUUUAAAAGUUACACGAUCUUGAUAACACCUUAUCUAAAGUUGUCCAUGUGAUGCUCUGACUUCUGAUUUCCUGGCUGAGCUCAGACUUUUCACUCUGUCUCUGUCACUGCCUCUGUUGUAGAUAAGCUGUGACGCCUGUCAGCAGCCAGCCGGUGAGCAGAGAGCGUCUGCGGCUCAGGCUGACUUUAGCACAGCUGAGGCCGAGUGCAGGGACGCACGUUUCAGUCUGGCUCGGUGAACCUGCAUGCUCGUCUUCUUCUUCUUUGUUUUUGUUCUGUUUUCUCCGCCGAGGCAGUCACUUGAGCGUGGGAGCGAAUAUGUCUGAGUGACUGUGGAUGUCAGGGCUCUCUGGUGAUUGAGUGCUUGUGUGCAGCAGCAGCAGCAGCUCAGCUUUCAUAGAAGUGCUCAGUGGGCGGAGCUAACAAUGGGAACAACCACAUUGCUGGAAUGUUUCGCUUGCUCUCGGCGAAUUCGCUGGCUGCCACGCCCUCUUCGCCUUAUGAGACCUUUCCAGCCAAUCCGCUGUCACCCUGAGACAGCUCCACCUCUGCUGCAGUGUACGUAUGGAGGCCGACUGAGUGAUCCAACACAGCUGAGAAGUGAAAUUAUCAAGAGUGAAGUGAACUUUGAUCCCACAGAUCUGCACUCUUAGGCAGAUAUCACUCUUCAUUUCACAUCUUCUGCUCAGAUAAAUCCAAUACUUGUGCGAUUCCUCCACUCUCACUAACACUGACUCUUCUCCCGGUUGCUCCCUCUCAUUCUGAUCUGACCCCCUGAUGAGCUCCGUGACCCCCCGGGUCUGACUCACUGCUGCUCUGCUCCCUCUCUCUCUCUCUCUCUCUAUCUCUCUCUCUCUCUGCAGUCCCUCGCAUCAACGGUCACUCCAAAUCAGAGCGCACAGCCAGGGACUCAGCCAUGGGUUAUGACAGCGCCUCGGUAAUGAGCAGCGAGUUGGAGUCCAGCUCGUUUGUCGACAGCGAGGAAGACGAGGACGCAAGCAGGUAAAGACCUACCGAGUAUGAAAGUGUAGCUCUGCAGUAAAAGCUUUUUUCCUGAGGCUUGAGAUAAAAAAGGUCAAUAAAGAAGCAGGGUCACACUGAAUUCAAUCCAGUAAAGUACGCUUGCCUUUAUUUCCGAUAAAUCUGCAUUUCUAAAAAGAUUGCUUUGCUUAUCCAUCUCUCAAAAAUCAAAAUAAGCUCCAUUUACGAAGAUUUGAAACACAUUAAAAUGACAAAUCUCUCCUAUUUUUUCAGCUGGGAUUAGUAGAGACUGACGUUUUGCGUGAUUGCUUCCUCAGACAAAAAUAAUCGUCGCUGUUUAAUCUUUUUUUAGUUGAAGCUCCUUUGAGCCUUUUUCCUUUUUUUUUCAGCGGAGAAUAUUAACAAUGGUGCCUCUUUAUGAGCUUGAAAAGUAAACAAGUCCCAAAUGUUUUACACUUCAUUUGUGGGAAAUUUUAACGCCUGUAACAGCUGCAGGGGAGAAGCUGUCAGACCAAAUGACUUACAGCCAAGCAAAGACUUUUAUUUUUAGUUAUUUAUUUAUUUUAAUGUUUAUUUAACAGGAACAAUACAUACAACAAUGCCACAAGAAAUACAAAAUAUACUGAAUACUAUAAAUGCAAAUAUACCAACACAGUGGAUAAUACAGAGAAUGGUCAGGUGACACAAAUAAAUAAACACUAACGAAAUUUAGAUUGAAUAUUCUCAGUGAGGGUUUAAAGAUGAUACUUCAAUAUUCCAAAACAGAACUCAACUAGAAAAGCACUCGGAGAGCGCAGACCUCCGCAAAGCAGCUCAUGUCUCCCCUUAUAUUGUGAUUCACACCAAAACUUUUAGUGUUACGUGUCUUUUAUUAACUUUUAUUUGUGUUUAAACUGGUAUGUUCACUGUUCAUAAUGUUCCUAAAACAAGAAAGCUCAUAUUAGAUACACAAAUGCAUGAUUUAUUAUGCAAUAUUUGUAAGCCUUCACUUCCUUGUAUCUUCAUUGGUUAUCUUUCAGCAUUGAAAAUUCCAACAACACCCUUAUUUUUGUGUGUUCUGGAUCACAGUAUCCGGAAUUUUGUCUGGAUCAGGAUCAACCUUUGACACCUCGUAAAACUCAAUGAGAUCCUUUUGUGUAAUUUUUUACUAAAGACUCUGGACAUUUUUAUAGAGCUAAAUGCAAAAAUUCCAAAAUUUGCCCUAUCUCACAAUGAUAAAGAAUCCUUCAAAAAAUUCCUGGAUCCAGAAGGCGAUCCGGAUCACCACCAAAAUUUAAUGGGAUCCUCCUGGGGCUGACACGCACCUCUGGUGAAAAUUUCAGGUCAAUCCGUCUGUUACUUUCUCUGUAAAGUUGUUCACAGACAAACAAACAAACCAACGCUACCGAAAACAUAACCUCCUUGGCGGAGGUAAAGAUCAAGUCAGAGCAGAUGUCAAAAUUCUUUCUCUUCUCUUUACGUCUCCUCUUCCUCCUCCGUUUCAGGCUCAGCAGCUCCACAGAACAGAGCUCUUCCUCACAGCUGAUGCGCAGACACAAACGCCGCCGACGGAGGCACAAAGUCGCCAAAAUAGACCGGGUGAGACGGAUCAGUGCUCGCCUUUGAGACACCGAGAGAGAGAGGACUGAUGGAUGAAGCCUUUCACUCACUUUGAUUCUGUUUUUUUGUCUCUUUUCUUUCUAGUCUUCAUCCUUCAGCAGUAUCACAGACUCCACCAUGAGCCUCAACAUCAUCACCGUCACACUCAACAUGGGUAACCUGACUCUAUAGAUAAGAUACACAUGAAAAUAUAUGAGAUGAAGAGUAGCUAUUUACCUCCCUCUCUCUUCUUGACAGAAAAGUACAACUUUCUGGGUAUCAGUAUUGUCGGUCAGAGUAACGACCGGGGAGACGGCGGUAUUUACAUCGGCUCCAUCAUGAAAGGCGGAGCUGUUGCUGCUGAUGGAAGAAUCGAACCUGGAGACAUGCUCCUCCAGGUACCUCAGCAGACACUUGUGCCUCUCUGGCGCUAUCUGCUGCUGCUGUUUGUACAGUGUGAAACUUAAUAUGACGCAAACGUAGACGACUGAUCUUCUAUCUGAACCUAUUAAUAACCACAGAGCUGUAGUCGCUUCCGUUUGUGUGCUUUUGUAGAAGUCACUCUGCCUCUCCUUUUCCUUCCUGUUCGUGCCUUUCUUUUUGAUCUCUUCAGUUACGCCCACUGUGAAACACACAGUUUGUUUCUGCUCCAACAUUCACAAUAUCAUAUGUGUUAUUAUGAGUCCGUGUUUCCCAUAGAGAGCGGCUUAGGAUUUACAGGCAUCUGGAGGUCCAGAGAGCCUUUCCAGGGAUUAGUGCAUAAACAGAGCGGAGGCCUCUGCAGAGCUUCACAACAAUACUUUAGUUAUUAAAACACGCUGUUAGAAAUGAGUGAUGCAUUUGAUUUAAUAAGAUAAUUACAUGUUUUUUUGUUCUGCCAACCAGGUUAAUGAUGUGAACUUUGAGAACAUGAGCAAUGACGAUGCUGUGAGGAUCCUCAGAGAGAUCGUUUCUAAAACCGGGUAAGAGAACAGAGAGUAGAUACUGCAGAGGAUUCACCGAUUAUUGAGACAUUUUAACUUCACUGCAGAGGAUUAUCAGAAUGACAGCGUAAAUUUAGAUAUCAGUAAGAGGGUUUUUUGUGUAUUUAAAGGAUUAAUAAAGAACCUGAUAAGACGUAUUAUGACUUUGAGGACAGACAAAUCCCAAAGUUGAGAUAAAAAGCUGUUUUUGUUGUUUUUGUUGUUGUUUUUUUAUCUGGCUUUAAACCCUUUAAGCCCAUUUUUAACUAAUGAUAAAGAGCAAUAUUUUGAGUGGAAAUAAUUUGCGAAUAUAAAUAUCAUUUUUUUAAAUUAAUGUUAUAAGGUUAUGUUGUAGAUUUGACUUCAGUUGUUUGCUACUAAAUAGAUAAAUUCAGGUCCUCUUAAGUUGAAUGAAACGGUGCAGACUCUGGUUUGAGAUGCAUGAAACAAAUAUGGAGGAAUCAUCACUUCAUUUAUGUUCAGAUGAGGUUACAUAACUUCUUUGUCAAGUUUCAUAGUUAAAGUUACCUGAUGUAGAAGUUUGUACAUGUUUCCAUGCAGUUAUAUAGUGUUAAAGUCUCAGUGCAGUUUCAGGGUCAUUCGGUGGUGUUUACACUUAAACGACAGGAUAUAAUUAAAUAAUUUAACAAUCCUUUAAGAAGUUUUUGUUGUUGAAGUUUUUGCUGUCAGUGUUUUUGGUGAAACUUUUGGGGAAUUUGCCACUGGGACUUCCGGGCCUCACAAACCCCCUCAGGGUCAGAAAGAAACACAGAAAUAGAGAAAAGGAGAAGGUUGUGUUUGAAGUUAUGUGAGGCUUAACUAAGGUGUAGUCCUGCACUUGAAACUUUGCUGCAGAGCAUAACUCGUGGUUAAAGUGAGAUAACAUGACUUCAACUCCUUUCUAUCCCAACAAACACAGUCUUAACUCCCCUCUCCUUGAAACCACCAGAUUUCAGUGACAUAAACUGUAAUUUUACUCCGUCAGAGGCAGGAUUGUUUGGUUGUGGUGAAACAAAACAAACUGAUUCUCUUGUUUUUGUCUUUCACAGUCCUAUUAGUCUUACUGUUGCCAAAUGUUGGGACCCGUCUCCGAGGAGCUACUUCACCAUCCCUCGUGGUGAGACUCGUUACUUUCCUUUAGCAAACAUCAGCUAACCAUCCUGAAGUGAUUUUCUUUACAUUCAGAGCAGUGAAGCUGAUGUUUAAGUGUUUUUUCUCUACAAUUGUUGGUUUAGCUGAGCCCGUGCGACCCAUUGACCCCGCAGCCUGGAUCUCCCACACCACCGCCCUGACAGGACCUUACCCACACUACGGUAAAAACCACCAACCUCCACCUCCAUCACACGCUAUGAAACAUCCCUACUGUGGUAAUUACGACGACCCUUUGACAUUUAAAUGGAAAAGUCCUGCCUUUUAUGGUUUUCUCACACACUCAUCCUCGCACCCUCCCCAGAGUUCGAUGACUUGCCUCUAUCUGCCAGUAAAACGGACAUGGCGACCAUCGUCAAGGUGAUGCAGCUUCCUGACUCAGGCCUGGAGAUCAGAGACAGGAUGUGGUUGAAAAUCACCAUUGCGAACGCUGUUAUUGGUGAGUGGAGCUGCAGACACACGCAAAACUUACAGAUUUGUUGUUCCUGUAAGUCAUGUACGACAAAGAGUAGAGUAGACUAAGAGCUGUGUUGUGUAAGAUGUUAUAUGUCACUAGAAAUCUUGAAAAAAACCCUCCUAAUUUAGAGAAGUAAUAAAAUAGAUGACUGCUCAUUUAGGAUUUCCUGAAAACUAAACAGGAAGUUUCAUUUCAGGCAGUUUCAUACCAUUAACUAUUGGAAAAAGCAUUACAGUAGCUACUCAUGUAAGCAAAACCACAAAUUUGAGACCUGCAAAGUAUCAUUCCUCGCUAUGACAUCAACCGCAGCAACAUUGUGCUGUUUGUCUGCAUAUAAUGACUGUGGUUAUGAAAUUAUAAACAGUAUUUUUAGCAUCUGCUCAACCUAUCAAAGCAGGAGCCCACAUGUCUGUGUGUCUGGCUGUUUCUAUGUGUGUGUGUGUGUGUGUGUGUUUUGCUGUGUCAGGUGCUGACGUAGUGGACUGGCUUUACUCCCGAGUCGAGGGAUUCAAGGACCGGCGAGAUGCGAGGAAGUACGCAAGCAGUCUGCUGAAACACGGCUACCUGAGACACACGGUCAACAAGAUCACCUUCUCUGAGCAGUGUUACUACACAUUUGGGGACCUUUGCCAAAGUACAGCCCCUUAAAUCAUCUAUUUAUCGAUAUCUUACAGAAAAAGCAGUCAUGUUUGUGAUUAUUGACUUUUUUCUUUCUCUCUGGUUCUGUUUUCCUUCCAACAAAGACAUGGCAUCUCUUAAUCUGAAUGAGGGAUCCAGCGGAGGAGGUUCUGAGCAGGACACUCUGGCUCCGCUCCCUCCCACCAGCAACCCCUGGCCCCUGGGCGGACAGCCAUUCCCCUACCCGCCUUUUCCCUCCGCGCCCCCCAGCUUCCCGCCAGGAUACUCAGACCCGUGCCACAGUUUCCACAGCGGGAGUGCAGGCAGCCAGCACAGUGAGGGUGAGCGAUGAGAAGACGAGCCUUCGAGUUCUUCAUCAGCCUUUCAGUAUUAAUACGAUGAUUUGACUCAACAUGCGACAUGAUAUCACCCCGUAUCUUAAUAUUCCUGAGGUGUGCCGUCAGUAACAGAUAUUUGACUCAUGCUAAUGCUAGCUGUUCCGGCUCACCGGGGUGGAAGAGGGAAUCUGAGUGCAUUUGAAUUAUAUCAUGUGUGUAUUUUCUAAAACAAGUCCUGUGUUGUCAAGGUCAAUCAUGAGCAUCUUGAGUCAUGCAGCGGACAGCUCUGCAGUACUGGGUGUGUACACGUGAAAACAAACCUGAUAAGCCUUGUGAUUACGAAUCACCAGCUUGAAACUAGAGAUGUUCUGAUACCACUUCAACAUUUCAGACACCAACUCUGCUACCGAAACUCCUCUAUUUACUGAAACAGAGUACCACUAAACAAGUAGGCAUGUUAGUGUUACUAUUUACUCGCUGUAGGGUUUAAAAUAACCUGCAGAAGCCUAGAUUACCCCCUGGUGUCCAGAGAAAAAUAAUGUUAGAGGCUUAAUUGUGGGAUUUUCAAGAUUUAGGUCAACUUAAUUUGAGCUUUCAAAAUAGAGAAGACACAAAAAUGUUAAAAUGUGUGUUUGAAAAUGCUCUUUAGUAACGCUUAGCUAGCUUUUUAAUGUUUAAAUGAAUGUAAAUGUAAUUCUGUGUCUAAAACCUCCCCAUAAAAUCAGGCCUAUUCAAACUGCUUAGUUUAAGUUUAUUUCACUUAGUUAGUUUAAAUUAAUUUUAGAUUUAUUUAAGUCACAAAGCCCUGAAAAUGUGCUUAGAAAUACUACUUUCCAGUAUUUAACCAGCUAAAGUAAUGUCAGCCUCUCUUCUCGCACUAAACUGUCUCUGAAAAAGAAACAACAAGAGGCUGUUGUUAAUUUUAACGGUUUGAUUUUGGGUUUUUUUUCAUUAACUUAAUUUAAUUUAUCAACCUAGCUUAUGGGGACUUAAUACACUCAUUCGAUAAUAAGAGUCUGGAGCACCAGUGGGGUCAGUCUGAAUGAGAUGCAGCCCUAAAAACUCCUCAUUUAUCAUUUGCUGGCGUCUAUGAAACCCUCCUUUUUCAGCUUCAUUCAACUUUGUUUUAGCUGCUUUUCCAGUGGUGAGUUUGCUCCCCACUAUAGCUUUGAACACAUUAUUUGCUGUUUAAAUUCAGCUACAGCUUGUUAUUGUGGACUUUUAUGAGAAGUCUUAAUAGAUGGACAAAUCCACCUUAUGCAUUUCAACAUUGUCCUAAUAGGGCUGCAGAGUGUGACUUCAGGUUCAGGUAAAUUUAGACAGCCAACAUUGUCACACUACUAAAAUACAGAAAGUGUCAAACUGUCAAAGCAGUUUAGUAUCUAAGGUUAGUUUUUCUAUGAUCUGUUAGCCUUUUCUGCUCUUAAACUUUUAGUGGUCGCCAUAAUUUGCAUUAUCACGCUGUAAUCUGCUGUUUCGUGAUAGUUUCGUUUAGUUUAUCUGUUUGGUUUCAGAUUGGUGUAUUAACUCAUGAUGUUUCUGAAACAUUUCUGAAACUGGUAUCAGUAUCAGAACAGCUCUACUUGACUCAAUCAACGCCACGUCCAUCCCUCCUCAUCGGCUCUUGAAUAAUCUUUUGUUUUCAUCUGGGAAUCAGAGCGUGCUUGUUCUUUGUGUUGCUACCGCUGCUGCAUGGUUAUUGUAUUCUGCAUAGAGGAGAGUGGAGAUCCGUGGGGGGGCUUUGUUCAGCGGUAGAAGUGGGUGGCUGUGACAGUGUGUGUCUAUAGCAAACAUUUUAAACCAGUCAGCCCAGACAGAUAAUGGUAAGUUUCAUGUUACCAUCUUUCAGCCUUAUUUUCAUUGUUCCGAGUGACUCAUCCAGGCAUUGGCAUGUCUCGCUUUUGGACGGUUGUCAUGCUUUCAGUGGGUUCAUCUGCAGCCGUUUUAUUAAAGUAGAAGAACAGGGACGACAAGAACAGUCAUGUAAUGAAUUUAAUUAUGAGUAAAUUUGCAGUUUUGUUUCUUUCGGCAUAUCAAAGCAAGUGCUGCGGAUAAUUAUGUGUCUGCCUGCAUCACAAGUGGAUGUAGCCUCUGUGUUGUAUCACGAACUUGCAUUUCCUUUGCUGCCUGCAGGGGGCGACUCUAACGGUUGCCCGAGUGGUCUGAAUGAAAAAUUACCCUCUUCUGCAAAAAAAUGGUCAAAUUAAAAGUUUCUAAUCUUCUUUACUGCAAAUAUAUCGCUAAUGCAGGCGCACUAUAACAAGUCGCCACGAUAGCAAAGAAGCUAUCGUGUGCUAACUCACUUCGGCUACAUCCACUUUUUUACAGUCUGUUGUCUGCCUGCCUGUUUAAAGGGGUCAUUUUUGCUUUGUUGCAUUUUUGAGGGGACGUCUCUGUAAAAUAAUUUGGUUUUAAUUCUGUUUCUGAGCUGAUGAGGGAAUGAUCCAGAACAGCCUUGGGUGUGUUUUUAGCGUAAGCUCAGUAAUAGGGUGCACUAGUUAGUAAAGGAAGGGCUGGGUUGAGGCAGGGAGGUGUGUGUAAUUCUGUUGUUCCCUCUGUUUCUGCUGGGCAACGGUAGACUGAAGGAGGAGGUAGUCCCAGGACACUGGGGGAACCGGUAAGCCUGCUAACCCCCUCUCGUCUCUGCUUCUCUCUUUCUAACCAUCAAUCCUUAUCCUUCUCUUCCUCUCCUCUUUCUCCUGUGCUGGAAAUUCUCCACCUGUCAUACCGUGGCUUUAAGGUUUUUUGUUUUUGUUUUCUUCCUCCGCCCGUCCCAUGUAUCAGUGUGUCUCCUGUGUGUGACUCUCCCUCUCUGCACCUCUGGGCAUGCGAUCGUUCUGCGCUGGGAGGUGCAUGACGCAGGAUGGUGAUCACUCUGAGGCCUGUGCUAUCAUUCUCACUGAUAGGGGGCGAUCAUGCACCAUUUUUUUACCCAGUACUGUUGGGCUCAUUGUGAAAGGGGAAGUGUGGGAUGUUGAUUUUCUGCAACAGUGUGGUACACCUCUAUUGGCAUGACACCACACAUGUGUACUGGCACUAAAACUCGACAUUUACAGACAUCAUAAAUACGAUGAUGUUUCCAAAUUGUGUCAUUCCUACGUUAAUCAAAAAGUGCUGGGUGCGAGUGUCUUUCUGAUGCAGGUGUAUCAUUUUCAAUCUGUGGAUGUUUCUAGCGUUUUUAUCAAUAUUAGUUGAAGCUUCAGGCGGAGAUUUGGGAAGAAACUCUCAUGUUUGUCCUUGUUAACUCUUGCAUAAGGAAAUCUCUUGUCACACCUUAAACAAAUUUAUAGUUUUCUCUGAUUAAAUCAUGCCCUACAUGAAGCUCUUCUGAAGCUUCGUUAUUAUCAUUUUUGUUUAAUGUGUGACUUCCUAGAUCUGCAGAUUUUGGAGCUGCUGGAAAUGUGUGGGUUUUUUUUGUUCUCCUGUGAUUGGCCGAGCUUAAAUGUUUGUGUUUUUCUCCUCGACAGGAAGCCGAAGCAGUGGAUCCAACCCCAGCGCAGGCAAAGGCAAACGCUCCUCCCCGCAAGAGAAAGGUCAACGGUCAACAUGCAGCGAAUCGGAACCCCGCGUCCACGGAGGAGGUAGGCGCGGCGACAGAUCCGCCAGUCAAAUGAGUCACCACAGCCACGCCGUGUCCAGUCACAGUCACGCCCGAUCCAAUCUCAGCCACAGUCAGUCACACCGGAGUCACCCCCACUCACAGAACAGCCACCCCUCCUUCACCUACAGCCACGCCCCUUUCUCCCAGCCGGGGCCGGGGUCGUGCGCCCACAGCGAGCGAAGCCACGCCUCCUCCUACGGCCCCCCGGGCUUACCUCCCCCUUAUUGUCUGGCUCGACUGGCCCCGAAGACCUCGGUCAGCAGCAGCACGCCCCCAGGUGCCCCUCCAGGGAGAGAGCUUGCCGCCGUCCCUCCUGAGCUCACCGCAAGCCGUCAGUCCUUCCAGCACGCCAUGGGUAACCCCUGCGAGUUCUUUGUUGACAUCAUGUGACAGGACAGUGCCUUUAAAACUCAUCGAGCACAAAAAACAAAACCACCCCCUUUUUUUCCACGAGAAUCUCUUGCCUCUAAGAUCAGAAUGUAGACCCUGACCGGCCCUCUACCUUUCCCCUGCUGAUGUCUGAGCACAAGCACAACAUCGGGGUCUUCAGCGGCUGGAAGCUCCUCUUUUGUAUUGACGUGACGUGUACAGUUUGUGAAACGUGAGUGGUUUUCGGUGUGGUGAUUCUCUCAAGCUGCCGCGCAGACAUUCUCGGGAGACUGUACUCUGUCUAGGACUUUUUUCUCUCUUUUGCAAGACCUUUAAGCUGGUUGGGCCUGGAUCUCAAUCCCCCAGACCCAGACUGACUUCGACAGUCUGCACUUAGGAACGUUUCUCUUGCGUCUGGAACAUGGAGUUUAUCUCCAGACUUGGGUGUGCUAAUGAAAUUUAGCACCUUAUGCCAAACCUCUUGCCCCAUCAAGGCUUAUUUAAGCUCUUACCUGCCAACUGCUAAAACGCUAACUUUGAUCAGUCCACGGUUUGUGGAUCCCUGACUUCACGAGAGAGGCAGCCGAUAGUCUAACUGAGCUGCAUAUUGCAUGACUGUCUCAACUGCUUUAAAGAAAAGAAAUUUUAUUAACAAGUUUUGUUUCAAGUAUUACCCUUAUUCGGGGGGAAGGGGUUACCUCUUGCCAAUGUCCUAAAGGAGGGAUCCGUACACUGGAUGAUUUUUGUGAUGUUAUUUAUGUGAUUUUGUUGCAUCGAUGGUGUCAUACUCUGUCUUUGACGACUUACUGACAGACAAUCAGACAUCACCCUCUUGUGAAUCAGCGGUCGAGUCUCCACUGUCCUCGCUGUGCUUUGUCGAAUGUAUCAUUGUUCCUGUCGGUGAUGAAACCCUGGCGUUCGAAACUCUUGGAUAAAAACACGUUUUUAAGUUUUCAGAUCAGCGUACAAACAGGAUUGCAAACAGUUAAAAACACCCACAGCUGCAGAAGCGAACAUAAAGAGUCGACAUGAGAUUAAACCGGUUUGUUACAAGCAUCAGUGCGAUAAAGCCAAAGCCUCACAUUGUGCGGUGAAUAUUUCUGUCUACAAUGUAGUAAAUCUCUGAUGACGAAAACACGACACUUCUCAUUUUAUAACCUCAAACGGCCUUUAAGGGGAAUCCUGGCCUUCAAUUCGGAUCUCCUUGCAAAACAACGACAACCCCCUGAUUUACCUACGAUUUACUGUAGAUAACAGGAGGGAAAAACCACAAACACAAAGACAAGGUCGUUUUCUGAGCACUUUCCCUUUUUUGUCUCUUCCUCCCUUUAGUAUGGAACACUGUUUGCAAUCAAAGCUUUCUCUUUACUUUUGUUUCUUUACAAAAGAUGAAUAAAUUGUACAUAGAAAUUUAUUAUAUAUAUGAAUAAAAAUAUAUAUGUUCAAAAUCUU
Xyrichtys novacula (pearly razorfish) is the source of this 30589-nucleotide messenger RNA. The record is from the annotation of a GenBank genome assembly. Lineage: Eukaryota; Metazoa; Chordata; Actinopteri; Labriformes; Labridae.